Messenger RNA from Anisakis simplex (herring worm), 150 nucleotides. NCBI's taxonomy places the organism in Eukaryota, Metazoa, Nematoda, Chromadorea, Rhabditida, Anisakidae. The record is from the annotation of a GenBank genome assembly.
AUGCAGCAUUUCUCGCGUCCAUUUACGGCUGUCAAAUUUCGAAAGGUUACUGUUUAUGAAUACGAGGAAAAGACUGAAAUGUUACGUAAGAAAGAUGAUGUUGUGCCUGCAGCAGCUGGACGCGCCAUCAUUGAGCAGGAAAAGCAACGG